AUGGAUUCUUAUCCAUCUUCCCACACCUCAAAAUUUGUUGACCUACUUAAUAGCCAACAAAGCAUUUCGUUUGGUAACUAUGAAGAGAGAGUUUCACUAUCUUCAUCACAAGCUUUUGAAACCGAAGAUGGUGGAGAGAGUGGUACACAGCGUAGAGAAAGGCGGAAGUGGACGCCUGCAGAUGAUAUUGUGCUCAUUAGCUCCUGGCUUAACACAAGCAAAGAUCCAGUGGUUAGCAAUGAGCAAAGAUCAGACACUUUCUGGUCAAAAAUAGCAGCGUAUUUUGCGGCAAGUCGUCAAGAUGGUGGCUGCGAGAGAGAGGCCCUGCAUUGCAAGCAACGUUGGCACAAGAUCAAUGAUCUUGUGUGCAAUUUAUGUGGAGCCUACGAAGCUGCAAGCAGGGAGAAGACCAGCGCUCAAAAUGAGAAUGAUGUGCUCAAACUAGCACAUCAAAUAUUCUACACCAACCAUAAGAAAAAAUUACUCAUGGAACAUGCUUGGAAAGAGCUGAGGAAUGACCAGAAGUGGUGUGAGGCAUCGGCUGCCAAAAACGAAGGAAGUUCUAAAAAAAGAAAGUGUGAAGACGGUGGAGAUUCUUCAAGCUCUCAAGCAACUGACAUGAAGCGUCCACUGGGUGUAAAAGCGUCAAAGGUCCAUGGUAAGAAGACAAUGGCUGAGGAGAAAGCGAUGAAGGAGUUUGAGACUAUGUGGUCUAUAAGACAACAUGAUCUCGCCCUGAAAGAACGCUUGUCUAAGAUGAGACUACUGGACAGUCUGAUUGCCGAUAAAAAAACCUCUCCUUGA
This is a messenger RNA of Brassica napus (rape), 804 nucleotides long. RefSeq names its product glutathione S-transferase T2-like. Bases 1 to 804 code for a protein of 267 amino acids. The record is from RefSeq and is a predicted model, not a curated record. Lineage: Eukaryota; Viridiplantae; Streptophyta; Magnoliopsida; Brassicales; Brassicaceae. The transcript has a single exon.